AAAACACAGCACAGAUGACCUUAGUGCGGACAACGUGCCUGUGUCAGAUUUGCAUAUCAUCGAAAAAUCUCAACAUUGAAAUGUAAAUCCAAUGUGGCAGCAAAUAUUUGCCAGAAAUUUACAUUAAGCGCCAAUAUUUUGUAUAAAAACUAGAAAUUGUUUAGCAUUUGUUAUCAGUUCAAUACGUUCUGCAAACAAUUAAACAACACCAACCUCCUCAAAACUUCAAAAUGUUCAAAUUCUUCGCUUUGUGCUUGAUGGCUAUCUUUGCCUUGGCCGCUGCUAAGCCCGGCAUUGUUGCUCCUUUGGCCUACAGUGCUCCCUAUGUGGCUGCCGCUCCCUACACUGCCGCCUACACUGCUGCCUACACUGCUCCCUAUGCUGCUUCGUAUGUUGCUGCCUCUCCCUAUGUAGCUGCUCCCUAUGCUAGCGCCUACACUUAUCCUUAUGCCGCUUCUUACUUCUUGCGUAAAUAGACCGGUUGAAUGAGGUUGAAGGCAGGGAAAUGUUUUUGUUUUGUUGAAAAAUAUUUUUGUUAAUUAGUGAAAAUUAAAA
Stomoxys calcitrans (stable fly) is the source of this 555-nucleotide messenger RNA. Its product is annotated as cuticle protein 19.8-like. The coding region runs from base 231 to 476 and encodes 81 amino acids. The record is from RefSeq and is a predicted model, not a curated record. NCBI's taxonomy places the organism in Eukaryota, Metazoa, Arthropoda, Insecta, Diptera, Muscidae. The transcript is spliced from 2 exons.